This is a messenger RNA of Gongylonema pulchrum, 501 nucleotides long. NCBI's taxonomy places the organism in Eukaryota, Metazoa, Nematoda, Chromadorea, Rhabditida, Gongylonematidae. The record is from the annotation of a GenBank genome assembly.
AUGCGCACAUUGCGGAACUAUUCGAAUGGCCGAGUAAUUGCGCUUCCACGAAUCGUCUCUACCCAGCUUCCUCGGACGCCUGCAGCGUCAGUGCAGUGCGCCAGUAAAACACCGAUCGUUAUAGACGAUAGUUCAAGUUCAUCCUCUGAUUCGGAAGGAUCGUACGAUACGAACGAAGCUGCACCCCAUGCGCAAUUCCAUCCAACACAACAACUUACUGAAGCUAUCGAAAUCCUUAAGAAGCAUUUUGAAGCGAAAGAAGUUGAUGCCGCUUCACUGGAUUGGGCAACGAAGCAUGCGAAGCAUGAAUGGCUAAAGGCAGCUGCCCGGAAAGCUUCUUCGGCUAGCCAAGUGGAAGGAUUCAUUGACUAUCUGGAAGCAGCUUCUGAUGCCGUCCUCAAAUUCGUAAUUAACCUAACAGACGCAAAUGUACUGCUUCUUACUCUUCAAACCUCUGACUUUGCCCGCAUAUUCUCAGGAUUACUCAUUGAUAGACCUUAG